Molecule: messenger RNA, 621 nt
Organism: Rotaria sp. Silwood1
Lineage: Eukaryota; Metazoa; Rotifera; Eurotatoria; Philodinida; Philodinidae
Source: the annotation of a GenBank genome assembly
AUGAAUGAUAACUUUGAACAACUUGUCAAUGCACUUUCCAUAACUCCUUUGUCAAUUGAUAUUCUUUCAAAACUUACACUUCUCAUCGAACAGCAAACUUUCGAAUCUGAUCCGUUGUUUAUUUCUCAAUCGAUACAAUCAUUACUCGUUCUAGAAAACUGGGCAUGGCAACGGCUCAGCUAUGAUUCUCAUCAGUGGAUCAGUCAAUCGAGUUAUUUAACUUUAUUUCAUACACUUUCAUCAUUUAAUAAAAAUCUAAUUAUCAAUUUCGAUAAUAUUGAAGUAGAAACAAAAGCAUUACUCCUUAUUUCUUGUACAGUAGAUCAAGUUAAUAGUAUAUUUGAAGGAAUUAAUCAAAGUAAUGACGAUAAUGAUCGAUUUAUUGCCAUAAUUAGUGUUUGGUUUGAUAAUUUAGCAUUUUUCAUUAAUGAAGAUCCUCGGUUUGACACAUCACCUAUUAUUUAUCAUAUCAAUCAAUAUGUUGGACGCAACUAUGUUAUGACUGAUCAAUUCAAAUUUUAUUUAACUCAACUUCAACAACAAUCAAACUUACCAAAAUCAAUAUUUACUACUAAACAAUUAUUUUAUAUAAAAACAUUUUCAUUAUCUUUAACUUCAUAG